AUGGACACUCUCUCCCCCAACACCUCCGCGCUUCUCUCUUACCUCUCCGCAGACGACAUGACCUCCUUCUCAUUCGACGACCUCCUCGCCGAUCCCACUCCCAAAAUUUCCCAGGGUUACACAAAUCCCAACCCGACCUCCCUCCCACCUUCGGCCUUUUUCAAUAUGCCCGUCCCCGGUCGGGACACGCCAGAACUCACGCCCGAGUCGUCCUCCAAUGCGGCGAGCGAGAGUCCGGAAGGGCUACGUGCGGUGAUGCAUACCGAUUCAGAGGAGGAUGCGGUGAUGGCCCGUAGAGCGAGCGCUGGUGCGGGUGCCGGUGGGAGGAAAGGAUCGGAGGCUGCGGUGGUGAAUAAGCGAAAGGCAGGACAUGGGCAUACAGUCCAGGAGCACGACGAUGAGGAUGAGGACUCAGGAUCAGAUGACCCAAACGGCCACGAAGACAAACGUGCGCACGGAAAUGACAAGGCCGCCGGCGGUGCAGCAGGAUCAGGUCGUCGAGGGGGUCGAAAGUCAACUGGUGGAGCCGCUGGAGAUGCGGGUUCAAAGGAGAUGAGCAAGGCGGAGAAGCGAAAGGUGCAGAAUCGUCAAGCCCAAGAGGCCUUCCGCAAGCGAAGAGAAGCCAAGGUCAAAGAUCUCGAAGACAAGGUCAAUGAGCUCGAGACCAAAUCAUACUCUACUACAGUCGAGAACGAGAACCUCCGGGGUCUCCUCAAGCGGCUCCAGGAGGAGAAUGUCGCGCUCAAGCAGGCGGCCUUCACGUUCACCAUGCCGGUCAGCGGUGCAGCCACGCCCACCACGCACGGCCGGACAAGCGUACCUGCGCCCAACACACAGGCGUCCAAGCCACCCACUCCUCCCCAUGACGAGCUUCGGUCGAUCCACGAUGUGCCGGACCUCGUACACCGCUCAUCCAGCGGGAGCGGGAGCGGGAUGGUCGAGUCGCCCGAAAGCCUCGUUUCGGUCAAUUCGAGCGCAUCGGGUUCAUCCAAGCUGUCAUUAGACAACGCGGAGAUGUUCAACGCGUUCGCAAUGGGCGUUCGGCCGGAAUGGUCCCGGGACCUCGCGGCGAACCAGCAGAUCACUGCUGCUGCACUGGGUGGGCGGGAGGUGCCACAGCCUCGCGUCAGCCCGGGUAUCGCGGACCCCUUUGCCAAUUUUACUGGCCCUACCCCCUCCGUCUCCCCCGUGAGCUCGGCCAGCAAUGCCAAGGACGAAGUAGACGCCCUCUGGGCAAGCUUCUACCCUAAUGGCACGUCCAACAUCCUUCCCAAACCUCAACAGGACCUACCCGUCCCAAAUUAUGCCUUUGGUCGACCGACCGCGGCGCCAAGCUUCGGCCAGUCUGGGGAUCAGUUCGCCGGUCCCCAGACCGUGCCCAGUCCCUUCGGCGGUUCAACGUGGGUCAACGCCCCCGCCGAUCGUAUGGCCUUCCGGGACCAGUCUGCCCCUGCCUCCGCCGGCCAACCGGGCCAGGCGCAGCCGCAACAAGACUGGUCCAACAUCAAUGACGACAGUAUCAACGAGUUCCUCGCUUCCCUCAAUGGUACCAGCGAGGCGCCCCAGGAACCCCUGUAUGACUUUGAGCAGACGGACGACUUUAACGCUCAGCUCCAGAAACUGCUCGAGCAGUCUGGAGGGGGUGCGUCCCCGUCCGCCGCGUUCACCCUAUCGCCCACUGGGUUCAGCCCGACGGCUUACCUCAACCUCACGCCCUCGCCGGCUGCGUCGGGCUCGGCGUCGGCAUCUGGGUCGGGGUCGAACGCGCACUCGCCCGCGGCGGCUCGGCAGGCGUCUACGUCCAGUAUGUCCAUGUCCAACUCGGCCAGUCCCGAGUCCACUGGAUCGACCGCGGCGUCGUCGUACACCCAUCAUUCGCCUGGACAGGCGGCGGGUGCGGCGUCAGGCUCCUUGCCGGGGUGCACGACAAAGAUGGCGGGCGCGAACCCGGGAGAGGUGGUACAUGUCGUCGGGGCGGAUGGGAAGCGACUCAAGCCGAGCGAGCUUUGGGUCUUGAUGGGCAUGAACAAAACUGCAAGCGUAGACAAUCUCAUGAUCGAUGACCUGUGUGAUCAGAUGAAGAGCAAGGCGGUAUGCACUGACGGCGGGUAUACAAUCGGCCUGACGGACGCGGAGCAGAUCUUCGCGUAUAACAAGCGACUAGGGUCAGCUCGGACAGCCGCAGGCGGUGCGCCGGUAUAUCCGAUAUAG
Messenger RNA from Dioszegia hungarica, 2211 nucleotides. RefSeq lists its product as uncharacterized. Gene Ontology annotation, molecular function: transcription cis-regulatory region binding; DNA-binding transcription activator activity, RNA polymerase II-specific. The record is from RefSeq and is a predicted model, not a curated record. The transcript has 5 exons. Bases 1 to 2211 code for a protein of 736 amino acids. Gene Ontology annotation, cellular component: RNA polymerase II transcription regulator complex. Lineage: Eukaryota; Fungi; Basidiomycota; Tremellomycetes; Tremellales; Bulleribasidiaceae.